AUGCCUAUUCUCUCUGGAGGCAGCGACCAAGACUAUAGUAACAUUAGCUACGCUUCUUGUAAUUCCUUGAGCCAUUUCUUUCCUGUCUCCGUUGAAACUCCUUCUGUCAAAGGGGUCCAUUACCAAAGAGCCAGGAGGAUUUACCGCCCUGAUCAAGCCUCUGCAGUCGAUCUAAAGACAGAAAUUAUGAUAAAUGUUGGAGGCAUCAAAUACCUGCUACCCUGGAGCACUUUAGAUGAAUUUCCCCUGACCAGACUGAGCAAACUUAAGUUUUGCAGCAGCUACGAAGAAAUUAUUCAGCUGUGUGAUGAUUACGAUGAAGACACCCGUGAGUUCUUCUUUGACAGGAACCCCAAUGCUUUUGGGAUGAUUGUCAGCUUUCUAGCAGCAGGGAAGCUGAUGCUCUUAAGAGACAUGUGUGCCUUGUCUUUCCAGGAGGAGCUGAGAUACUGGGGGAUUGAGGAAUCCAACCUGGAGAACUGCUGCUUUCGAAAAUUAUUUCAGAAACUGCAGGAGCUGGCUGAGGUACGGAAAGAAGAGGAGCUCCGGAGGAGCAAAGAAGCUGCAUGUGUCCUGGAUGAGAAGACCAAAUUUGGGCAGUUUAUGAACAGACUCAGAGAUAUGGUAGAAAAUCCUCAGUCGGGACUCCCAGGCAAAGUCUUUGCUUGUCUGUCCAUCCUCUUUGUGGCCACCACAGCUGUAAGCCUUUGCGUUAGCACAAUGCCGGAUUUAAGAGCUGAAGAAGACAGGGGUGAGUGUUCCCAGAAGUGCUAUUACAUCUUCGUCAUAGAGACCAUCUGCGUGGCUUGGUUUUCUCUGGAGUUCUGCCUCCGAUUCAUUCAAGCAAGGAGCAAGUGUCAGUUCUUCAAAGGGCCCCUAAACAUCAUUGAUUUCUUGGCUAUUUCACCCUAUUAUGUUUCCCUCAUCUUGGCAGAGGAUGACUCAAGUGAAACGGAUGACAGGCCAAGCAGCAACACUUAUUUGGAGAAGGUUGGGUUGGUGCUACGUGUUUUACGUGCCUUGAGGAUCUUGUAUGUCAUGCGCCUUGCCCGGCACUCCUUGGGCCUGCAGACCUUGGGCCUCACCGUUCGCAGGUGCACACGAGAAUUCGGCCUGCUCCUACUCUUCCUAUGCGUGGCUGUCACUCUGUUUUCUCCUUUGGUUUAUCUUGCCGAGAACGAAUCCGGCAAGGUAUUGGAAUUCACGAGCAUACCUGCCUCCUACUGGUGGGCCAUCAUCUCCAUGACCACCGUGGGGUACGGAGACAUGGUGCCACGGAGCGUCCCAGGUCAGAUGGUGGCUCUGAGCAGCAUCCUCAGUGGCAUUCUCAUCAUGUCCUUUCCUGCAACAUCAAUAUUCCACACUUUCUCCCAUUCCUACUCGGAGCUGAGGAAGGAACAUGAACGCCUGCAGUCUCGGAUGAACCGAGUUAAAAAUGCCAAUCAUUCUGGUGAAAGUGACACCUUCAAUGAGACAGACAGCUUGAUCCUGGAGGAGCCAGUAUCACCCAUCAAAUACAUUUACACAGGGAAGUAAGCCUAGCUCGAAAGCUUUCCCAAGAAUAGGAUACACGUGUAUGUCAACAUAACACACAAAGCAAAGCAACAAAAUACGUUACGCCGCUAUUUUUCUCUGCCAGGAGAUGUAUAACAACGCAGCACAAGCCAAUGCAGCUGGCUCCAGCACA
Lagopus leucura (white-tailed ptarmigan) is the source of this 1687-nucleotide messenger RNA. RefSeq names its product potassium voltage-gated channel modifier subfamily G member 4 (gene KCNG4). Gene Ontology annotation, molecular function: delayed rectifier potassium channel activity. The transcript has 2 exons. NCBI's taxonomy places the organism in Eukaryota, Metazoa, Chordata, Aves, Galliformes, Phasianidae. The record is from RefSeq and is a predicted model, not a curated record. Gene Ontology annotation, cellular component: voltage-gated potassium channel complex; membrane. Gene Ontology annotation, biological process: protein homooligomerization; potassium ion transmembrane transport. The coding region runs from base 1 to 1536 and encodes 511 amino acids.